AUGACGGAAGAAGAAUUUAAAUGGAUUUUACAAGAAGAAGUCCAUGCCGUUUUGAAACAGCUGCAGGAUAUUUUGAAGGAGGCCUCUCACCGGUUCGCCCUGCCCGCCAGUGGCUCGGGAGGAGCCGUCAAGCAGGAGAACUUUGUGCUGAGCACAUCGGGCACAGACCAGGUGAAAGGUGUGUUGACGCUGCAAGGAGACGCCCUGUGCCAAGCUGAUGUUAAUCUGAAAAUGCCCAGAAAUAAUCAGCUCCUCCACUUUGCAUUUCGGGAAGACAAGCAGUGGAAAUUGCAGCAGAUCCAGGAUGCUAGAAACCAUGUUAACCAAGCCAUUUACCUGCUUACAAACAGAGAUGUAAACUACCAGUUCAAAACAGGCUUGGAGGUUCUGAAGCUUAUGGAUGCUGUGAUGUUACAGCUCUCAAGAGCCCGAAAUCGGCUUACCACUCCAGCCACUCUGACUCUACCAGAGAUUGCCUCCAGUGGUCUCACAAAAAUGUUCACCCCUGCUCUGCCUCCAGACAUCCUUGUGAAUUUCUAUAUUAACCUGAACAAGCUGUGCCUGACUGUCUACCAACUCCAUGUGCUGCAGCCCAGCACAACCAAGAACUUCAAGUCUGCUGGAGGGUCCAUUUUACACAACCCUGGAGCCAUGUUUGAGUUUGGCAACCAGCGGUAUGAAGUCAGCCAUGUCCAUAAAGUGGAAUGUGUUGUACCAUGGUUAAAUGAUGCCCUUGUCUUCUUCACAGUUUCACUGCAGCUUUGCCAGCAGCUGAAGGACAAGAUCUCUGUUUUCUCCAGUUACUGGAACUACAGGCCAUAUUAAUUCUUUGUGGAGUGUCCAAACCCUUACAGUACUUCCAGUGUCUCCCUGUUUGUUUGCAACAUGCCAGCUGAGUCCAGGUCAGCCUGAGGAGUGCUCUGGUUCACUACCA
Phaethon lepturus (White-tailed tropicbird) is the source of this 934-nucleotide messenger RNA. RefSeq names its product rogdi homolog (Drosophila) (gene ROGDI). The transcript is spliced from 11 exons. Gene Ontology annotation, cellular component: RAVE complex. The record is from RefSeq and is a predicted model, not a curated record. Bases 1 to 825 code for a protein of 274 amino acids. Lineage: Eukaryota; Metazoa; Chordata; Aves; Phaethontiformes; Phaethontidae.